Messenger RNA from Megalobrama amblycephala (Wuchang bream), 1665 nucleotides. RefSeq names its product phenazine biosynthesis-like domain-containing protein. The record is from RefSeq and is a predicted model, not a curated record. The transcript is spliced from 9 exons. Gene Ontology annotation, molecular function: isomerase activity. The coding region runs from base 632 to 1492 and encodes 286 amino acids. Lineage: Eukaryota; Metazoa; Chordata; Actinopteri; Cypriniformes; Xenocyprididae. Gene Ontology annotation, cellular component: cytoplasm. Gene Ontology annotation, biological process: biosynthetic process.
CAGUGGCGUGCAGUCCAUAUAAGCUGUGAAUGCUCUGCAUACCCAAACUAUUCGUGGACUCCGCAAUUAAUAUUAAAAUUAUAUACAGUACAUACUGUAUACGCAUACAUAUACCGGCCACUUUUUUAGGGACACCAACCGUGCUAGUACCAUGUUGGACCCCUUUUGCCUUCAGAAAUGCCUUCAAUUUUUUGUGGCAUAGAUUCAACAAGGUGCUGGAAACAUUCCUCAAAGAUUUUGGUCUGAAAAUGCCUCGAUGCAGAGAAUGGCCAGACUGGUUCAAGUCUGCAGCAACCGACAAAUCUGCAGCAACUGCUUGAUGCUACCAUGUCAAUAUGGACCAAAAUGUCUUUCUGUCAGUCAGUCAGUCAGACAAACAGACAUAGAUAUUUAUUUAAAGAUAGAUGGACUUUAAAUGAUAGAUUAGAAUUUAUGCAAAUUGCUUAAACUGUUUUAAGGAUAAAAUAAGUGAUAAGUCCAUCUAAAAAGAUAUUUCAAAAUCUCAAGUCUGUACCUUUAACCUGAGCUGUUAUAUCAUAAGGUUCAAAGUCUAACUUGAUUUCAAAGACUGCUCUAAAAAUACCUAAAAGGGUACAAGAAAAAAUCCUAGAGAGCUGAAGAGUUGUAAUCAAUGGAGAUUCCAAUAUUUACUGUUGAUGCUUUUACCAAUGUACCUUUCAAAGGUAAUCCUGCUGCAUUAUGUCUUAUAGAGAACGAGCUGCAAGAUGAUCUUUAUCUAAGCAUUGCUGCCGAGAUGAAUUUAUCAGACACUGCCUUCAUCUCAAAACGAAAUUCUAUGGAUUUUUCCUCAGGUGCAAGGUUUGGGUUACGCUGGUUUACCCCCAUAUGUGAGGAUCUACUAUGUGGACAUGCAACACUGGCCUCAGCAGCAGUGCUCUUUUACCUUAAAAAGAAUGUCAACCCUGUUGUGACGUUUGAGACUAUGAGUGGGGAGCUUCAUGUGCGCCAGCAUGGAGAAUCUCUAAUAAUGGACUUCCCCUUAAACAAACCACAGCCCCAGGAACAACAUGAAAUCAAGGAUCUGUUGAAAGCUGUUGUUGGAGACUUACCCGUCCAGGAAGUGUGCUACAGUCCAACAAUAAGGUACCUGAUGAUUCGUCUAGCUGACACAUGUGACAGAUCUGAACUUACAUCUUUGAGGCCUGAAGCAGAAGCUCUGCUGAAAAACGAAUCUACUGGGAAGAUUAAAGGCAUCAGUGUUACAAUCAAAGGAGCUCCGAAUGCACAGCCUGGAUAUGACUUCUAUUCCCGUUUCUUUUGCCCUUGGUAUGGGGUCCUUGAAGAUCCAGUCUGUGGGUCUUCACACACAGUUCUUGCUGGCUACUGGUCUGAAAAGCUGAAUAAAAAGAAAAUGUUGGCCUACCAGUGCUCCAGUCGUGGAGGUGAACUGGAGCUGGAGUUGAGGGAUGAUGGUCGACUCAACAUCAGCGGUCGGGCGCAGAUCAUUCUUCAGGGAACUCUUAAAAUCUAGACAACUUGCACAAUCAUCUCAUUAAAUCAUGUUCAUUUUCUUUCUUAAUAAAGAUCUGCAAAGUGAUGUUUUUUCACUAAGUGGGUAAAUAUGGCCAAAAUUGUAAUAAAUUGAGAUUGAGACUAAUUUAAUUUUUAUAAACAUUCUACUGAUUAAAAACUAUAAGUCUGAAA